AUGGCAACUGAACCUAAAAAAGACGCCAACAGUGUUGAAGUUGACUUUGAUAACGUUCAAGCUGCCGUCUGGAUCAAAUGGGAUGUUAAAGGUGGUUCAGAUCGCACGCAUCAAGCGAACCUGGACACAGACUACGCUCUCGAAGGUUCUCCCAACAUCCAGGGUAUUGAAAUCAGAUUCGGAUCGCCUGUCAACGUGCGCUGCUAUGGCUCCUACCCUCCUAGUGGCACUCCAAACAUUGAGCUUCAUGGACCUACCAACGGGAAGCACAAAAUCGACGCUAGACGGCUUGGGGCAUACCGUGUUGUACGCCGUUAA
Messenger RNA from Akanthomyces muscarius, 318 nucleotides. RefSeq lists its product as uncharacterized. The transcript is spliced from 4 exons. The record is from RefSeq and is a predicted model, not a curated record. Lineage: Eukaryota; Fungi; Ascomycota; Sordariomycetes; Hypocreales; Cordycipitaceae. Bases 1 to 318 code for a protein of 105 amino acids.